Molecule: messenger RNA, 1255 nt
Organism: Prunus persica (peach)
Lineage: Eukaryota; Viridiplantae; Streptophyta; Magnoliopsida; Rosales; Rosaceae
Product: WEB family protein At3g51220
Exons: 1
Coding region: 322-1083 (253 amino acids)
Source: RefSeq, a predicted model, not a curated record
UAUAAAGUGGCAAAAUCAAAAUGUUGUAAGCUGCUUUCAGUAGUCAGGUUUUUUUAAUUCUUUUUUUUUUUUUUGGGCCAAUUUUAAAAAAAAUUGUAUUUAAUUCAGCAUAAUUUUUUAAAAAAAACAUGAGGCGGCCCAUGCAGUGGUUAUCAGGUCGUCAUCCACCUUAAUUCACACUCCUUGAAGUUGAAACAAACUCUCUCUCUUGUAAUUUUGAAGUGCAAGCAAAGAAAGCCCAUGCCAAACCUACCCAAUCAUCAUCAAAUAUAUUCACUCCUCAAACCCUAAUCUCCACCUUCGUACACACAGCACGUAUCCAUGGAAUUGGAAACCCAACAUUCUCAGCUUCCUGAAGAAGACCCUAACAACAAUUACCAAGCCAAUGUUGACACCUCCAGACCCUUCCGCUCCGUCAGAGAAGCCGUGGCCAUCUUUGGCGACCGCCUCCUUCUUGGAGAAAUGUACUCAUCCCCCAAGCCUAAUGGCAACAAUAUUGUCCAAAGAACUCCUUCAUCGUCAUGGAAGUUGUUGCCGAUGCCGGCUAAUUAUAAAGAAAGCGAAGAUGUUAGCAGUUAUGGUGAUGAGGAGGAGAAUGCAGGUGAUAAAGAAGUUAUGGAUACUCUUAAGAAGCUGGAGGCUGAGCUUGAGGAGACAAAGGUGGAGCUGAAGUUGCUGAAGGAGAGAGAGUCUGAAACCGAGGUGGCGUUGGCCUCCUUGAACGCAGAGCUUCACAAGAACAUGUCCAAGUUGGCUCAGGCUGAGGCAAAUAAUGCAGCAAUGGCUAGCAAUGUACUGCAUGUGACUGCAAGAUCAUCGCCAUUUACCGGUACCAAUCAUGGUUUGAUGAUGGAGGAAGAGAAGAACAAGAGGGAGUGGAUGAUAAGGAUGGAGGAUUCUACCUCUUUGGCUCAGAUAUUGAGCAUUGGCACUCAGAAAAAUGGCGGAGGAAAAAGAGAAAAGAAAAUAAUGAAGAAGAAGCCUAUUGUCCCUCUUGUGCAAGAUUUGUUUUUCUGGAAAAAAGGAUCUUCAACUCCUCUUCGUAACCCUCUUUUUAAUUCUUCUCCACAGCUCUACUAUUGAUGGUGAGAAUAUAUGCGGUUUUCUUCGAUAUAUUUCCUUUCCUUUGUAUUUUUUCUAUUUGUUUUGUUUUAAUUAUUUUCUCCGUCUAGAGUGGAAGAAAAACGUUUCAUGGAGUAUGUCAUGUACUGUAUAUUAAUCCAAUAUAUAUCAUCUAAACUUUUUUUUUUAAAGG